Messenger RNA from Cyprinodon variegatus (sheepshead minnow), 1838 nucleotides. RefSeq names its product medium-chain specific acyl-CoA dehydrogenase, mitochondrial-like. Gene Ontology annotation, molecular function: flavin adenine dinucleotide binding; medium-chain fatty acyl-CoA dehydrogenase activity. The transcript has 9 exons. Gene Ontology annotation, cellular component: mitochondrion. The record is from RefSeq and is a predicted model, not a curated record. NCBI's taxonomy places the organism in Eukaryota, Metazoa, Chordata, Actinopteri, Cyprinodontiformes, Cyprinodontidae. The coding region runs from base 105 to 1058 and encodes 317 amino acids. Gene Ontology annotation, biological process: fatty acid beta-oxidation; medium-chain fatty acid catabolic process.
ACGUGACCACUAUCCGCUGCUCUGAUUGGCUGUCAGGGCGUUAUCGUUAGAGUGGAGCAGAGGUAGCUGACAAAGUCGGUCGUGUUUAUGCAAAAGCUUCAACCAUGCUUCUUAACAAGGUGUUCAGAGCCAGCCUUCGGUCUGGGAUUCGUCUGCAGAGCUCCAGUGCUGCAGCAGCUAAAACAGCUUCCAGCGGUCAUGUUGGAUCCUCUGGCUUCUCUUUUGAGCUGACGGAUCAGCAGAAGGAGUUCCAGCAGCUUGCCAGGAGGUUUGCUCGUGAAGAGAUGAUGCCCGUUGCAGCUGCUUAUGACAAGAGUGCUGAAUAUCCGUUCCCCAUCAUCAAGAAAGCAUGGGAGCUCGGUCUGGUGAAUGGACACAUUCCUCAGGAAUAUGGUGGGAUGGGUUUGUCUAUCUUUGAUGCCUGCCUCAUCACAGAGGAGCUGGCUUAUGCCUGCACAGGAAUGCAGACGGCCAUGGAGGCAAACUCGCUGGGACAAAUGCCUGUUAUCAUUGCUGGAAAUAAUAAAGUCAUUGGAAAGUAUCUCACCAUCCUGUUGUUUCUAACACUAUCCUGCUUUAUGGUUCUCAGACUCUGCUUUCUAAAAGGUUUUGCAGUAACUAAGCCGAUGACUUUAUUACAGGUGGCAGCAGGAGCAACAGGGCUGGCCCAGCGGGCUCUGGAUGAAGCCACAAACUACGCCAUGGAGAGGAAGACCUUUGGAAAAGUGAUCGCUGAGCAUCAGGCUGUGUCCUUCCUCCUGGCUGAGAUGGCGAUGAAGGUUGAGCUGGCCAGGAUGGCGUACCAGAGAUCCGCUUGGGAAGUCGAUCAAGGUCGCAGGAACACCUAUUACGCCUCCAUUGCCAAGGCCUUCGCCGGAGACAUCGCCAAUCAGGUGGCCACUGAUGCCGUUCAAGUCUUCGGAGGCAAUGGUUUCAACAGCGACUACCCUGUAGAGAAGCUGAUGAGAGACGCCAAGAUCUACCAGAUCUAUGAAGGAACAGCUCAAAUCCAAAGGCUCAUUAUCGCCAGAGAACACCUGGGAAAAUUCAAGAAGUGAACAGCUUCCUGAUCUGUCCUUGUUUAAUUAAAGUUAACUUCUGUAGCCCUGUACAUACAAACGUGCUUCAGUAAAGUUAAUCUGGCCACUUAGUUGAGUGUUUUCUGCCUUAACAUAUGAUUCAGAUCAGCAGUCUGAUGGUCUUCAAUGGUCUGAUGCAGAUCGCGAAAAGGAAGACCACUGAAUACAUUAAUAAAACUCCUCAUGUCAACAGGACGUCCAAAUGAACACAAUAUGCUGUAAUCCUCUCAUAAACACAAUCUGCUUAUUGCCUUUUAUUAAAGUAUCAGAAAUACAUUUUAAAACAAAAUUCAGUUAUUGACUUAAAUUUUUUUAGGUUUGCACAAUAUAUUAUUUACAUCAAGCGGCAUUUAAAAACAUUUUUGGAUCAGUCUAAUAGGUAAAGCUGGGCCAAUAUUAACAAGAAAUGUAGUUACUGUUUCUGGAGGGGGAGGGGAGUGGACCGCUCAUCGGGGUUUAUUUGGUAAUGUGACGGUGAUUGUGAGGCAGGGCCAGGUUUUUGUUUAACUGAAGCAAAGAAGCAAUUUGAAUGUUUGUUUUUUUCAGUUAAAUGUUGUUGAAUAUUGGCCAUAAAGGCUAUAUUAAUAUUGGCUCAGAUUUUAAUAUCGGUGCAUUCCUAAAUCAAAGUUGCUUUUCAUAUAAUCUUCUAAAUGAUCAACUGUAUCAGGUUUCUGUAAGGAGUUAAUGUUCUGCACACUUCUUGAGAUUUUAAAUAACUCAUCAUUUUGCCUUAUUUUUCCUUUACUGUGUCUGACUUUG